Molecule: messenger RNA, 6791 nt
Organism: Cyprinus carpio (common carp)
Lineage: Eukaryota; Metazoa; Chordata; Actinopteri; Cypriniformes; Cyprinidae
Biological process (GO): regulation of transcription by RNA polymerase II
Cellular component (GO): nucleus
Molecular function (GO): DNA-binding transcription activator activity, RNA polymerase II-specific; RNA polymerase II cis-regulatory region sequence-specific DNA binding
Source: RefSeq, a predicted model, not a curated record
UGACACUGGUGACAAGAAUCAUGAAAUUUCUCGUAUCAAAACUUUUGUUAUCAUAAGGCCCUUUUUUAAAACAAAAAUAACUAUAUUGUGAUGUAUACCGUUUCCAUUAAAUAAAAUUACUCAUAUUGUGAUAAGAUUUUGUUCAUUUCGCCCACCCCUGCUUCCAUGACACAUAAAAAAAUUUAUUUAAAAAAUGUUUUUUUGUCCAUACAAUGAAAAUCAAUAGGGUCCAAAAACAACAUUCGACAUUACAUUUUUAACUUUAUGUAUAAAAACAAAUGAAACAUUUUUAACACAAGUUUAGCAUGACAUGAAGUGGUUUAAAUGAUGACAGAAUUUUCAUUUAUUGCAUUAUCACUUUAAUGUGUCGUAAAGUAGGCUUAUCUGUUACUAAAGGUGACUCAAAGGUGAACUGUAUACGUUAAACGUUAUGCCCUUUCUCUUCUGACUUCACAUUUCUGUUUUAACUGCCCUAACUGUUACUUUUUUUCGCUUUUCAUCAUUCAAACGAUGCUUCCCCACCCUCAGACUCAUGAUAGUCAUGACCUUUCAAGCAUUGCGUAGUACAGCUCACUGUAUGUAUGCGUACGCUGUCAGACACUUUUCCUGCUGACACGGGAUAGAAUGAACUCAUUUUCUUUUCUAGAUGCUCGCACACACAAAAGGGUUUGUGACCCAUAAAAAUGUUUCAAUACAUGAUGUCUUUAUACAAUGCAAUGUCUUUCUCAAUACAAAAUUUGACAUCUGCAUAUGUGCAGUUCUCAGAUAGUUUGUCAGAAAACUUUUACAAAAAAACAGUUGACUCAAAAUUCUUUGAAAAAUUGUAGGUAUAUUCUCCCACCAUGGCUUAAAGAGGUGGGUUAAUGUGAGUCACGCUGUUGGUCUCUUCACAGAUGCAGCAAUCUGACUAGACAGUAAUUAUGUUGGUAGUCACAAGGCUUUAGAUUUUAUCAUGUAAUGCAAGGACGCAGCCAGUGCUUUACAAUGUAGUAUUGUUCUAAAGAGCCAUGUAUGUUUCACAGAAAUAUUUGUUCAGCUCACGCACACGAUGACUUGCACACACACACUCGAACAGAACAGAGAUGUUCACAGAGAGCCAGGAAGUCAAGGUCGGAGCCGUUAAGUGUAGAAUGCAAAAACCAAGCUAUUUUUCCUGUUUGUGGCUGCUGUUUACUUUUUUAGGCGGUGUUGUUUUUGAUCGUGAUGACUCAGUAUGUAAGGUAGAGUCUUGUGUUUUGAUCUCAGUGAAUUAACAGGGUCACGCUGAUAUCUGAUUUCUUAGUCUAUUGUCACACAUUGGGCUAUAAAGGAGCCAUUGAUUGGGGGAGAUCAUUCCUUGAGCGCACACACUCCCUCCCCACACCCGUUUCAAAUCACUCACACUGAAACUUGUGGUCUCGUUCUGGUUCAUGCGUGUGUAACUGUCUGAGUUUUCAGUUGAAUCUGUCUCUCUGUUGAGUGAAUGCCGUACAGAUCAAAGACAAAGAGCUCAAUCACUUAGAUGAUUGAUGUAAUUAUUAUUUUUUUUUUCAGUUAUAUUUAGUAAGUUAUAUUUAUGUCUUUUUAUAAUUAUUAUAUACUUGUAUAAUUGUGUAUAUAAAAUUUAAUAUAGGUGUUUAUUCAAAUCUCUAGGUGUGCAGUAUAUGAGAGAAAUGGUAAUGGUCAUUCCUUUUCAAUUUAAAAAUAUUAUUAUUAAUAUAUAAUCUAUGCAUCUGCAAUAUAGCUGCCAUCUCUGUAACAACAAGAAUCCAUGAAUGUCAUAUUCACAGCACACAGUGGUCUUGACAUUUAGACCAUACUGUAUUGCAUCAUAUCAAAGUCAUGACAUGUUAGAAAUGACUAUCUCUGUUUGAAAGCGGAAUAUAAUAUUGUUAUUAUAUGCAAUAAUAACAUAUUUCUGUCAUUUCUGUCCUACAAUAUCCACUUUCAUGUGCCCUUGUUAUGCACUACUGCACUAGAAAUAGAUGCAUAAAAAUGCUCAAUUGUGCUUCAAUAUUUGUUAAACUGUUGGAUUGGAAUAUGGGACGGGAAUUUAAAGUGCACAAUAAUCGCAGUUAAACAUUCAUGAUCAGAUUAAAUAAUAACUACAGACCUACUUGGCAAAUAAGCAACAUUUUGCUGGCUGGCUACUUCAGUACGGGGCGAGUUGCUCGUUGUGACAUGUUAGGUGGCAGUAAUGAAGUGUGCAAGACUGUCCAGUAUUUGUCAAUAUAUAAAAAAAUAUGCACAGAAUAUGAAAAUGUGUGAGGUUUUCUUCCCCAUUGUGUGAGCGUGUUUUCUGUACAUAACUUCUUGUGGUUUAAUUUUGAGCUGCUCACACACACUUACGCUGAAAAACGAAACAGUUGCGGUUUAGUGUGUGUAUCUGAUUAAAAGUGAGAUUCUAGAUGUCCUCACCUUAACCAGGCUGCAGUUUCGUUUCUCUUUCUUUUUCCCUCUGUUAUUCACUUGCUUGCUUCUUUCUCACACACACACACACACACACACACACAUUUACAUAUAAAGGAUGUAUGGCACCUGAUUUGAAGACCAGAGGGUUUUACCAGGUAACAUCUGGCUGCAGGGUGCUGAUUCGGAGCAGCUGGUAAUGACUGCGAGAUCAAAGCGCUGAGUUUAACGGCGAGGAGACGCCGCCGUCACAUCACUGACAGAGAGGAGGCGACUUUUGUGUCUGAAUCAGCAGAGAUUUGCAGAUGAGGUGCCGCUAUUAUCUUUCCAAGUGAAACCAAGAUGCUGUUGAGAGACUGAAGUUUGAAUCUAAAGCCAAGACGAGUUUCAUUUGGAUUGAAAGUAAUGGAGGCUUGGUUUGGGCUAGGCUAAGGUGUCUCUCCUCAUCUCCUCCUUUACACACUCUUGCCCUCCUCUCAUUCAUUCGAGAGGAGGGGUACAUUGCCUCCUGCAUCGCCCUUGACAGGAAACAGUGGUUAUUCUCAAACAUAAAGAGGGAAACACUUCGAUUUAACCAAGUGAUCUGCUGCCAAUGAAGUCCUGCCAGACACUGAAGGAGGAGGUGUCCGGCCCGGAGACGAUGUCUCAAGAGGAGGGGCAAAUGACUCAACCCUCCCAAACAUACUUCCACAACACCUCACAGUCACAGAUGCCCUCAGACCUAAAUCCCCAUCCUGACCCGACUCAACUGUUUUACCAGGAAGGGUCCGGAGCAGCUGCGACGAAGAGCGGAAACUGUGGGACGUCAGAAGAUUCUGAAGCCGAAGAGGGAGCCGGUGCGGAGGACGAAUUCAAACGAGGACAGAUCAUUGUAGAGGUCAACCUCAAUAACCAGACCCUGCACGUGUCCAAAGGAGACGACGCAGCAAAUGCAAACACCACGGGAGACGACAAGAGCAAUAGUGAGGAUGAAGAAGAAGAGGAGGAAGAGGAGGAGGAGGAGGAAGAUGACAGUGUUGAAGAUGACUACAGUGCUGAGGAGGAUCUGGAUGAGGAGGAUCAAGAUGAUGAGGAAGAGGAAAACAACAGUCGGCGAACAAGAGCGCAGCGGGCGCACAGGGGGCGAGCCGCAGCCCCGCCACAGCGAAAGAGUCGCCGCGUAGCCACUGGGAGUGUAACCACUGUGACUGCCGGCGUUACGACCAGGGGGCGGAGGAAGAAUGCAGAGGGCCCGCCCCAAAAGCGUAGACCUGCCAAGGAGCCCAAAAGCUCCGCCUCCUCCACCUCAGGAGCGACAGUCACGGGAGGAGGAGGAGGGGCCAAGGGAGAGGGUGAGGAGAAAGAGACGCUAGCGUGUGAAAAAUGUCCACGUGUGUUCAACACCCGCUGGUACCUGGAGAAGCACAUGAAUGUGACGCACAGACGCAUGCAGAUCUGCGACAAGUGCGGGAAGAAGUUCGUGCUGGAGAGUGAACUGGCUCUUCACCAGCAGACAGACUGCGAGAAGAACAUCCAGUGUGUGUCAUGUAGUAAGUCCUUUAAGAAGCUGUGGUCCCUCCACGAGCAUAUUAAGAUUGUCCAUGGCUUUGCCGAGAAGAAAUUUGCCUGCGAGAUUUGUGAGAAGAAAUUCUACACCAUGGCUCAUGUCCGUAAGCACAUGGUCGCUCACACAAAGGACAUGCCGUUUACCUGUGAAACCUGUGGAAAGUCUUUUAAGCGCAGCAUGUCACUGAAAGUGCAUUCACUGCAGCAUUCAGGAGAGAAGCCCUUCCGCUGUGAGAACUGCGACGAGAGGUUCCAGUACAAAUACCAGCUGCGGUCUCACAUGAGCAUCCAUAUAGGACACAAGCAGUUUAUGUGCCAGUGGUGUGGCAAAGACUUCAACAUGAAACAGUAUUUCGACGAGCACAUGAAGACACACACAGGUGAGAAGCCAUUCAUCUGUGAGAUCUGUGGGAAGAGUUUUACCAGUCGGCCCAACAUGAAGCGGCACCGGCGCACACACACGGGGGAAAAGCCAUACCCUUGCGAAAUCUGCGGCCAGCGUUUCCGCUUUUCCAACAUGCUCAAGGCACACCGAGAGAAGUGCUUCCGGGUCACCAGCCCGGUGUCCCUUCAGCCUGCCGGCAUACCACUUCCCAUUCACCUUACCGGCCACACGCCUUCUUCAAGCCACACCCCUAGCCCAACCCAGCCCACUCAGUCGACGCCUGUGGGCCCCGUAAUGAUCAGUCCUGCCACGGCGGGGCCCCUACCGCAACGGGUGGUCACCGCCCAUGGCUUCUCUCAUUUGCACAUGCAGACGGUGCCCGUGCAACAUCACCCCACACACACUCACACUCCUGUCCAUCACACAGGACACGCCCCCAUGACGAGCCACGCCCCUCAGCAGAUCUCAGUGCAGCCUUCUGUCCUGCCCCCUCCCCCCGCCCUGUUUAAGAGCGAGCCAAUAAACCACUGCGCACACGAGGAUGCGUACCUGCGACAGGGCGCCACUCCGCAACACCACUGAAACACAGUGUCUCGUACACAAACUCACUAAUGUGAAAUCAGGUGCUCGCUGGAGAACAGAGCAGACGGAUGGACAACAUGCAUCUAAUUCUCACAGGAAUGGGGAAGCUGGAACUCAGUGUAAUGCAAUGAAAUGUUUAUGUAUGUGUGUGUGUGUGUGUCUGAGAUACAGAACUGAUACUACAAACCAACUUGCCACUAGCACUCGUGACCAAACAGGACUGAUCUCUGUGAACUGAUCUCAAGAACACAAGCGCAAACUUCCUAAAGCAUUACUCUGAUUCACUUCACCCCCGCUUCAGACUCCGUCACAACGAUCAAAACAAUGGGCCAUUGGGAUUUCAGUGGCACAAACGUGGUUCUCUCUCUAACUCUUUAUCAACUCAGCUGCUGUUGCAAAGGUUCUACGGGUUUAAUCGUUCACAGGUUAAAGGUCUAGAUUUCAAAAAAACCUCUUUAGAAAUGCAGGUCUUCCAGACAACGGAAAAUAUUCCUAUUCUACAUAACAAAUCAUAUACAAGUCAUUACACAAAACAUAGUAUACAGCACUUAAGCAGUAAACUCAGCGUAGUCUAAGUGACUGAAACGUUUCUGUUGCCUGAUUGUGGUUGUCAGUGAUUUUAUUCAGAUAUUGGAGUUUUCUUUCUUUUUUUCUUUUUUUUUUAAUUAAAAUAAAAAUAUGCUCACUGGGUAAUGCCUGUAGCUCUCUGGCGUGUUCAGUCGGAGAUUGAGACUGUUAAGGAAGACCAAUGCUGUGAUGUGUCAUAGGAAGACUGCAACUAAAGGCGAAUUUAUUAGUUUUACUGUAUGUUCUAUACAACCUAACUCACUUACCAAUAUUUUUAUUUGUAUAAAGUAGAUGCUCUGUGAGUCUUUUUAAAAAGGAAAUUGGAUUUCUAUGUUGAAUUGAGAUGCGUGCUUGUGAGAGUCUGUGUGAUGGGUUGGAAGAUGCAGAAAGGGUUUGUUUCUAAUCGUAUAUUCAACCGAAUGUAGGAGCGGAGUGUGUGUGUGUGAGUGUCUUUGACUGAUCUUAUGUCUGUGGUGCUGGUAUCAAAAGCUGCUUUUUAGUUGCUCUCUGUCUUCUUCUGGUACAUGAUUCUUUAUCAUGCAGAUGAUUAGUGUGUGAGUGAGUGUUAGAUAGUGACUUUAGGAGCAGCACAGAUAAAGUGAUUGAAAGUCUUGAGUCAAUCAGACUCAGCUGAUUGAUUGAUUGAUUGUGAAUUAUUUUUGUUCUCUCUCAUUAGACAAAGGCAUCUGUCCUCUGCACUUUACUGCCAAGUAAGAGGUUUGCGCAACUGACAAAGAAUUGUUUGUCAAGUGUCUGACGUGAAAGAUGGCUGGCUGUUGGAAAAUGGGGAGAAUCACAAGAGGAUUUGGUCGGGAUUCUUUGUCAGAGAACUAUAGUUUGUGCCGUAAGAAGUUGUGUUUUGCCUUCAUGCCCCUCCCUCCUCACCUGAGAAGUACUCUUAUGAGUUCAGGUGGCUGUCAAUCAUAUGUAUCAUCUUAUUUUUUUAACUGUGUGUGUGUUUUGGGCUCCUUGUCUGAUUCUCUCCAUUCUCCAUCAGUGGAUGGAAUGCACUUUCUAAUAAAACCUUGCUAGAUAAGAAAAAUAAGCAGACCAUAAUAAUGUUUAUUCUUGUGAGGUGUUUUUACUCCGAUCUCUUCUCAGCUAGUCUGUUUCAACUUCUCUACCCUCUGGACUUCAGCAGUGUUUUAUUGUUAGCGUUGUGUCUGGUACAGAAACAUCUGACCUUCGUUGAGAACUGUUUUGUAUUGUUUUCCUGUUUUUGAGACACCAUGAUGGACUUGCAUUAAUGUUGGGCCUUUUUUAUAUUGUUCAUUUAACACUUUCUGCUAACUUUAAAGAAGUAAAAUUGAAUUCUGAAAUUGAA